Messenger RNA from Pistacia vera, 1563 nucleotides. RefSeq names its product formate dehydrogenase, mitochondrial. Gene Ontology annotation, cellular component: mitochondrion; chloroplast. The record is from RefSeq and is a predicted model, not a curated record. Lineage: Eukaryota; Viridiplantae; Streptophyta; Magnoliopsida; Sapindales; Anacardiaceae. Bases 182 to 1324 code for a protein of 380 amino acids. Gene Ontology annotation, molecular function: formate dehydrogenase (NAD+) activity; NAD binding; oxidoreductase activity, acting on the CH-OH group of donors, NAD or NADP as acceptor. The transcript has 6 exons.
UAAUUAUACAAGUGUACUCUUCUCUUGAUAACUAAAAAAAGAAAGAAAAAACGUUCUCUUCUCCUUUACAGCAACGCAAAAUUAAUCACUACUCUUGGUUGGUAGUAUAUAAGCACAAGAGUGGCAGAGCAGAGAUCACUGAUCAGAUAAAAAUUAUUUCGAACCUAAAGAGAAAUCAGAUAUGGCCAUGAAGCGUGUAGCUAAUUCUGCGAUCAGUGCUUUAGCUUCUUCGUCAACGGUUUUCAGCAGACAAGCGCAUGCUUCUUCUGGAAGCAAGAAGAUUGUUGGGGUGUUUUACAAGGCCGAUGAAUAUGCUUCAAAGAAUCCUAACUUUUUGGGUUGUACGGAGAAUGCUUUGGGUAUUCGUGACUGGCUGGAAUCGCAAGGUCAUCAGUAUAUUGUCACUGAUGACAAAGAAGGACCAAACUGUGAACUUGAGAAACAUCUUCCUGAUACGCAUGUCCUCAUAUCAACCCCUUUCCACCCUGCCUAUGUUACAGCAGAAAGGAUCAAGAAAGCCAAAAAUUUGCAACUUCUUCUCACUGCUGGAAUUGGUUCUGAUCAUAUUGAUUUACCAGCUGCUGCUGCCGCUGGUUUAACUGUUGCAGAGGUCACUGGAAGCAAUGUAGUCUCAGUUGCAGAAGAUGAGCUCAUGAGAAUCCUUAUUCUUCUCCGUAAUUUCUUACCUGGAUACCAUCAAAUUGUCAGUGGGGAAUGGAAUGUUGCAGGUGUUUCUUAUAGAGCUUACGAUCUUGAGGGGAAGACAGUGGGAACUGUUGGUUGUGGACGUAUUGGCAGGCUUUUACUCCAACGGUUGAAACCUUUUAAUUGUAAUCUCCUCUAUCAUGACCGGCUGAAAAUGGAUCCAGAAUUGGAGAAGCAGAUUGGGGCAACAUUUGUGGAGGAUGUUGACAGAAUGCUUCCCAAAUGCGAUGUAAUUGUCAUCAACAUGCCUCUUACUGAUAAAACAAGAGGAAUGUUUGACAAAAAUAGGAUCGCGAAGUUGAAGAAGGGAGUCAUGAUUGUUAACAAUGCUCGAGGAGCCAUCAUGGAUACUCAAGCAGUCGUUGAUGCAUGCUCAAGUGGACACAUUGGAGGUUAUAGUGGUGAUGUCUGGAAUCCACAGCCAGCUCCAAAGGACCACCCUUGGCGUUACAUGCCAAAUCACGCUAUGACUCCUCAUGUUUCGGGUACAACUAUUGAUGCACAGUUGCGAUAUGCUGCCGGAACUAAGGAUAUGCUUGAGAGGUACUUCAAGGGACAAGAUUUCCCUGAACAAAAUUACAUAGUGAAGGCAGGCGAACUGGCACCCCAGUACCGAUAAGUCCACGCUUCUCAUUUAUGCAGCAUCUGAAGGUUUAACAUUGGCAAUGUUGUUCUUUCUAUCAGCAAGCUCCCUCUGAAGUAAUGUGCCUCAGCAGAUGUCUUUUCUUUCAUUCUUCAAGUAAUAAACCUUUGUAAUAUCAGAACUAUGUGAUAACUGCUCGGCGAACCUAUACUUUAUGAUCUAUGAAUGAAAUCACCAGUGAAUUUGGCAUUAGAGAUGAGUAAAUUUUUCGAAAA